GUAUUCACCAACAAUUCUUUAGCAAUUCUUAGACUUGAAAAUAAAGAAAAUUCUUAAGUCUAAGAAAAAAUUCUUAAGUCUUAUUCACGAACUCAUUUUGUUAAAGAAAAUUCUUAAGAAUAAAGAAUUUUCUUUAAAAUUCUAAGAAUGCUUCGGGGCAUUCUUAGAAUAAUUCUUUAAGCUUCCAAGAUGGCCGUUCGCGUUAUGCGUUACGCCAAUAUCUUGUUUGAAAACGUCGAAAAUGUCCCGCGUAGAAGAUUGUUUGACAGAGAAAAUCCUCUAGACGGUUUGUCGGAAAUGGAGGUUUAUAGGAGAUACCGAUUUAUUCCGGCAACUAUACUGACCUUAUUAAAUUUGGUCGCCGAUUCUCUGGACUUUGGAACGCUGCGGAAUUCUCCUCUCCUGCCGAUCCAGCAGCUGUGCAUAUUUCUUCGUGCCAUGGCGACUGGAUCCUUCCAACUAGUCGUAGGAGACACUGUUCGAGUCAGUCAGCCAUCCGUAUCAAGAUGCUGCCGACGAGUUGGACGAGCAAUAGCUCGACUAGCUCGCCGUUACGUACGGUUUCCUGACAGGGAAGAGUGCAAAACUCUAAAAUCCAGAUUUCAGUCCAUUGCUGGAUUUCCAAAUGUAAUCGGACUGAUUGAUGGAACUCAUGUUCGCAUUCAAAGGCCAAAGAACCACGAAGCCGAUUUCAUAAAUAGAAAAGGCUACCAUUCUUUGAACGUGCAAAUGGUAUGUGACCACAGCAAAAAAGUGAGGAGCUUAACAGCUAAAUGGCCAGGAAGCACACAUGAUGCGAGAAUAUGGAGAGAGUGUCAUCUACGGAACCAGUUCGAACAAGGAGCUCAUAAUGGCUUCAUUCUUGGAGACUCUGGGUACCCAUGUACACCCUACCUGAUGACUCCUUUCCGAACCCCCGAAGCACAGAAUCAAGAGCAGUUUAAUCUUGCUCUGUGCAAAACAAGAGUGCUUGUGGAGCAGACCUUUGGUAUUAUAAAAAGAAGAUUCGCAAUACUCCAUUACGGGAAAAGGACUGACUUGGCGACAGCAGUGACCUAUAUCACUGCGUGUGUAGUUAUGCACAAUUUUGGAAUUGAACAUGGGGAUAUCCUUGAAGAGGAUUAUUUGGAUGAUGUUUUUGAAGAACAAGUUUAUCAUGAAAAUGUUGAAAUAAAUGCAAACCAUGUUGGUAACAUUGUAAGGCAACAACUAGUUCAGAGAUUUUUCAAUUAAAUAAAAUAAUGUACUGAGUUAAACUUCUCUAAACAGUGUGAUGAGUUAAACUUCUCUAAAAAGUGUGAUGAGUUAAACUUCUCUAAAAAGUGUGAUGAGUUAAACUUCUCUAAAAAGUGUGAUGAGUUAAACUUCUCUAAAAAGUGUGAUGAGUUAAACUU
This is a messenger RNA of Dreissena polymorpha, 1394 nucleotides long. Its product is annotated as putative nuclease HARBI1. The coding region runs from base 190 to 1233 and encodes 347 amino acids. NCBI's taxonomy places the organism in Eukaryota, Metazoa, Mollusca, Bivalvia, Myida, Dreissenidae. The record is from RefSeq and is a predicted model, not a curated record. The transcript has 4 exons.